AUGCGACCUCCACAGCUCAUCCUCCUCCUUGUCUGUCUGGUGUUUGUUCCUCUCUUCAUUACCACCGUGGUCCGGCAGACUGCGAGCCCGGAGAAUGCCGCCACAUCAGAAUACAGGAGAAGCUACAGCAGUAAAGCUGGCCGCUUACGAGACCUCUUCUUCCAUGCGCCCUCAUCACUAUUCCCGCCUUCUGCGCUUAUAAGCUUAACCGAUGACAACUCGACCUUCUUCCUGGCCCGUCCUGCUGCGUUUGGGCCCCCCCUACCGUCGUCCGGCCUCGAUGGACAGCUGUGGAUUGGGAGCGGCUUCGGAGAUGAUGUUAGCAAGAAGGGAGGGAUAACGACAAAAGCUGAAGGCGAACUUGGAUGCUCUGAUGUUCCUGGGUGGCAAGAAGGUGAUAGAACUGCACAGUCAGGGUCAGGGGGACGUCUUGGUACGGAUAAAACAACAACACAAGUCAAACCAGGCAUCAGAGUCGGUGAAGAUCCAGCUAUAAAUAUCCAGAAGGGAACCAACACGGUUUCACCCGAAGACAAUCUCAAAAAUAGUGGCUCACCAACGAAAAAUGACGGAACUGAUGACCAUCUUCACCGUUCGUUGGGUGACUCCUUAUCACCUAGCUUUAAUGAUGCCAAGGGAAAAAACAAGCAACCGACACAUGCGGAUAUCCAGUCAUUACAGGAGAGUGCAGAGAUCUCAGGGAAAAUUGUUCUACUAAGUCGUGGUGGCUGUGGCUUUUUGGAGAAAACAAAAUGGGUCCAGCGCAGAGGAGGCAUAGCCCUUAUAGUUGGUGACAAUGAAAGCGGUGGGGGCCUGGUUACAAUGUACGCGCACGGCGAUACAUCAAAUGUAACUAUUCCGGCCGUUUUCACUUCCCACACCACUGCACAUCUAUUGUCCUCUCUGAUACCCUCCGAUAAGGGUCAAGGACCCAACUCCCCAGGGAACAAAUUAAAGGCGCCCAAUAGUGGCAAUCAAAAUAAGAAGACGAGCAGCAGUGUUGGCAAAACGAGUAUAGUUGCCCCUCCUUCGAAAUCUACAAAACCCACGCAAUCAAAAGCCAAGGAUACGCCAUCUUCGGACGGAGGUUUCUUUUCAUCGAUUUUCAGCUUUUGGAACGAUAAAUCGGUACACGAGGAUAGUAGUCGGCCGCCCAGCAGUGGGAACAUCGACUGGAUCUCGCAAAAUCGAAAGCCAGAUUCUCAGACUCCACCUAAACCAGGGCAGGGCUCAAACCGUCAGGACAAAGAGAAAGGAACGGCCCCUGUGCAGGCCAAACCAGACCCCCAUCAGAAUCGUGAGGACGACUUCGUUAUCGGAGUCCAGGACUGGCGUGAUCCUGACCUUAUCGUUAAACCCACAACAACAACAACUAGCAAGCCGCAACCGACCAGCCAGAAUGGUAAUUCAAAUAGCAAAGACGGUUCAGGCACCGAUACGAAAGGUUUCAAGGGUGGAAGCAUUACUCCCGGCAGCGGAGAAUAUGCCCAUCAAGAUAAAUUCACCCAGGUUAAAGGUGGUUCGAAUGGCUCUCAUAAGCAGUCAUUAAAUUCGCAAUCAGGGUCCGGAAAUACUGGAAAGAAGGGUCAUUGGUGGACGCGCAUUUUUGGCUGGGGAGAAGCAAGCGAUGACAAGAAUACUGCAUUCUCAAAUGGGCAUAUAGGUAUUCAAAACGGCCGAGGAUCACAUAACGAUCACGGCCAUCAUGGGGACAAGGAGCCAGAGAAACACGAAGGCUUAUGGGUUACCUUAGCUCCAACCAGCAUGUCUACCAGUCCAUUCUUUGAUACCCUCCUUGUUCUGGUCGUGAGCCCCUUGAUAACACUCACUGUCGUUUACGCACUCCUCCUACUUCGUUCUAGAAUCCGACGACGACGAUGGAGAGCCCCCAAAGCCAUCGUUGAUCAACUUCCCGUUCGAACCUACCAUACAAUUACCAGCAGCUCCAAUUCAAGCACACCGCCCCGUACAGCAGUGCCAGACUCUGCGUCUCCUUCAUCUCCUCUCCUUGCACGCUCGGAAUCUCGAGCUCAGUUCUCCACCAAUGCAGGUGCUGCAGCAUCAAGUUCAUUACCUAACAUGAUGGGUUUUUCGGGCAGCGCCGAGAAAUCAAAUGCCGGAUCGACAUUGUGGCGGCGGAAAUACACUGGCCGGCAAGUGGAAUGUGUUGUAUGCCUCGAAGAGUAUGUUGAUGGACAAAGUAAGGUCAUGAGCUUACCUUGUGGGCACGAGUUCCACGCUGAGUGCAUAACACCAUGGUUGACAACAAGACGGCGUACAUGUCCAAUAUGCAAAGGCGAUGUUGUCCGAUCGCUCGGAAACCAAGGGCCCAACGACUACGGUUCCGCUAGCCUGGAUCCUUCACCUAGCUUUGAUCAAGCAAGGGCUGUUGAAGAUCACAGUGGAUUCCCUUCAUCCGCCAUCCCUAUUCCCGAGCAUGAGAACGCCGAUUCUGAAUUGGAGCGAGGUGCCCUACUCGGAGACGCCCUCAACGCAUCUCACCGAUCCACCUGGAGAGGCCUUACGUCCUUGAGUCUAUCUGCCUUAAGCGGCGAUUCAAUGUGGCACCAAGUUCGGCACACACGAUCUCAACGGAACCGCUGA
Messenger RNA from Nannizzia gypsea CBS 118893, 2604 nucleotides. Its product is annotated as PA domain-containing protein. The transcript has 2 exons. NCBI's taxonomy places the organism in Eukaryota, Fungi, Ascomycota, Eurotiomycetes, Onygenales, Arthrodermataceae. Bases 1 to 2604 code for a protein of 867 amino acids. The record is from RefSeq and is a predicted model, not a curated record.